Messenger RNA from Rhipicephalus sanguineus (brown dog tick), 2970 nucleotides. RefSeq names its product heparan sulfate glucosamine 3-O-sulfotransferase 2-like. Gene Ontology annotation, molecular function: [heparan sulfate]-glucosamine 3-sulfotransferase activity. The transcript has 2 exons. Bases 600 to 2273 code for a protein of 557 amino acids. Lineage: Eukaryota; Metazoa; Arthropoda; Arachnida; Ixodida; Ixodidae. The record is from RefSeq and is a predicted model, not a curated record.
CCCGCGAUGCACGGCAGGAGCGGAAGUGGCGCGGCUGUCGCGCUGGUCGGCGCUUCCCCUCCUCUCCCGAUAGAGAGAUGAGAGGGAGGAAUAAACGUAAAGAGAGGUAAAGAGGCAGACGAUGGAAAACGGGCGGCGUUGGGGAGCGCCAGUCGAGUUUCGCUCCGAGCUCAGCAUCUGUGCCAGUCGUGGCUCUGCUCGGCGCCGAGGAAGGUCAUGGAGCGACGUCUUCUUUAGAUGCGGUGAUGCGCCGAGCAGAAUGUCGUGCUGCUAUGAGACGGGGCGAAUAAGAUAAGACUACGAAGAUGUAUUCGUCAGUCAAGAGCGUUAGAAAACGCUGGAUUAUCGCCGUAUUUUCCGUAGAGACGCUAGAAACCUGAACUUCGCAUGUGCGACUGGUUGUAGAAUCCCUGUAGGGCCAGAGAGUUUGACAACGUCAAAACAGCAUUAGCGUGAUUGAUGAGCAUAAGCAAUGACAAUCGUUGGACCCGGAAACAUCUCCGAAUAUCGGGAUUCAUCUGCUGGAUUGACGGAAAUGACAACGCGACGAAAUAACAUUUAGAAAAAAAAAAAAACGAGUUUCGUUACUGCAACUGGACAUGCCGUUGACACGUGAAUGUUCUGGACAGUUGUUUCAGCUGCUUUGCUGCUGUUUACUUCUAGCCCUAGGAACCGGAGAGGCGUCGUCGUUCACGGUGACGCGGAAGCAGACGACGCUGACUGAUGGAGCAGACGGUGUCGAGACUGGUGACGUCAGUAGCUACGAAACGACGGCAGAUGGACCGGCUGGUCAGCGUCAAGACGGGGAGAAAAGAAACGGGCCACCAUCGUCGGAACGAAGCGGCGAUUUUGAGAAACUGGAGAAGCGGUUACCGAGAGCCCUCAUUAUCGGUGUUAAGAAAGCCGGUACGCGAGCGCUGCUGGAGUUCCUGAGGUUGCAUCCGGACGUCAGAGCUACGGGUCCCGAAACCCAUUUCUUCGAUCGCCACUACAACAAGGGCAUCGAGUGGUACAGGCUCCAGAUGCCGCUGACACUACCGGAGCAGAUCACCAUGGAGAAGACGCCCAGCUAUUUCGUCACCGAAGAGGUGCCGGCGCGCAUUCGAAGCACCCUGCCCGAUGCUCGUCUCUUGGUCGUCGUUCGCGACCCGGUCACCCGGGCCCUCUCCGACUACGCCCAGACGGCAUCCAAGCGUCCCGACACCACGCUGCCAUUCGAAGUGCUAGCGUUUCGUAGGCGCAGGCGGAGGAGAGACGGCGACUCCACUUCAAACACUGGCCACCAUCCCCUUCACAGAAGGCGAACCCGGGGACGAAACGGCUCUUCGAGCCCCGGAAGAACCUGGACUUCUGGAGGUUCCGGCAAAGUUUCGGCAGCACCUCGCUACAACACACGCGAUAGCGUUCGAAGAACCUUCGUCGAUAGGCCGAAUGACCGCGAAGAUCACCAAAGGAGACAUUUACCUCAUGGCAAGGAAUAUAAGUACAGUGAGAAAGCCGUUGAAGAUCGCCAAGUCACUGUCAGUAACGAAGAGGCUCUUCACAACGAAGAAGACAACUUUAUAUCAUACAGGCGAAGUGUAAUACCUAAUGGUAUGUACGCAACUCGAAAUAUGACGAAAUAUGGUGAAGACUGGGUGAGCCAAAACCAUCGGUAUAAAGAAGGUAACGGUGACAACGCCAUUCCCAAAGACGUUCCUUACGUUAUUAUUAAGAAGAAAAGUACAUCUGUAUCAUCGAAGGACCUACGGACUGAAGCAAGAAGUGACGACAACAAGAUGACCAACCAAGAGGACCUCAUUUAUAAGGCCACCAACAGGGACUGCGGUCCGGUCGGUCGCAGUAACAAUAACGGCACGUGCUGGAACGCAAGCAACGACGUCGACGAGGCGUGGUCUGGCAUACGCAUCGGCCUGUACGCUAACCACCUCGCUCACUGGCUCAGGCACUUCCCCCAGUCCCAGAUUCACGUCGUCAGCGGCGAGGAGCUGGUCAGGAACCCGGCCCGAGAGAUGGCCAUGGUCCAGGACUUCCUGGGCCUCAGGCGGCUGGUGUCCGAGGACCAUUUCUACUUCAACCGAACCAAGGGGUUUCCCUGCCUCAAGAAAAGCGAAGGUAGCGGCAGCCCCCACUGCCUCGGCAAAACCAAGGGCCGCACCCACCCGCGGCUCAGCGAGGAGAACGUGCGCAGGCUGAGGAAGUUCUUCGAGCCGCACAACGUGAAGUUUUACAAACUUGUGGGACGUGACUUUGGGUGGGAACGCGCGAGGUGAGCGUCGAGGAUACUAGAUGGUAGUUGUUUAAAAAAGAAUGAAACAUUGAGGAGUGAUGUUCUCAGCGUCCGCCCGUGCGCUCCAGCCAAUCCUAAUAUAGGCUUCUGUGGAUACAAAGAUAAGACUUGCUCCGCUUCGUGAUCCUAUCUUAUCUCUUCGUGCUCCAAAGAUAUUACUUGGGGAGUUUCAGGAUUACCAAAACUGCCCCUGGUGCAUUUCACGUCUCCCGCUGUUCUUCUGGCAAGGCAACAACGUGAUCUAUAAGUGUUUCAGACAGGGUGAAAUGAGGACGACAUACAUAGCGUUGUUUGAAACGCUGUUCGAUUUUUUUAUAAUAAUGUUCAAGCCAGACUAGUCGAGCACACUUCAGCCGGGCAACAACAUGGAUUGCAUGCGCAAACACUGCUGACAGGAUACGUGAUGCUACGGAGAAGUCGCGAGUAAAUGCAGCAGCCAAAACAAAGCUUGCCGUAACACCAAAGCAUCAGAUGAAGGCUACGCCUGUCACUGCCAACAUAUCAUGUGCUCUAUGCGUCGGCACAUUGUGACAGAGCCGUACAGUAAAGGUACUUGACUGACUUUGUUGAACAUACAAGGAUUAUUCAAAACUCUAUAGAACACGCGCCAGUUCGCUCAUUCAGAACUACCCUCCAUACUAUGCUACAUCAGCGAAUGUCCCGCUGUAGGCAAUGUGGUA